Messenger RNA from Neocloeon triangulifer, 2632 nucleotides. RefSeq lists its product as uncharacterized. Bases 687 to 2495 code for a protein of 602 amino acids. Lineage: Eukaryota; Metazoa; Arthropoda; Insecta; Ephemeroptera; Baetidae. The record is from RefSeq and is a predicted model, not a curated record. The transcript has 12 exons.
AUGUGCGUGUUUGAUGAGGGCAAAAUUCAAAACCUGCGUGUUAAGUUCCUUAAUAUUUCACUUUAAAAUGUAUACAGACGAUUUGUUUUAUACAUACUCCAGGCCAGACCGACCGUUUGAUUUGAUGGAAUGCAGAUCGACGCCAAAGGCCAAAGUCGCCAAACGCCGAAAGUCUUGGUUUUUUGCCUUUUUGGUUGCGCGCAGUUGCUCCGGAGUAAAAUAGUGUUGUGCACUCAGCAGUGGUUGCCACAGAAAGAGUGAAGUUCAGUACUUGCUUUAUACUCAUUUAAAUUCAAAUAUAGUAUGCCUUAAUUACUUUGUUAUGAAAUUAAAUAGGAAUUUAAGUGUAACAAAAUUAUUUUUGCCAUUAUACUUGCUCGUACGAAAUUAUUAUUUUCAUGAAAGCUGUUCUCCUUACCGCACCCUCCAAGCACCCUCCUUGUUCCCGCCCCCUUCCAGCCCUUCCUCCUCCAGUUACGCCCAUACCUUUCCGUGUCAAGUCGACGUAAUGCAAAAACGUAAAUAUCGAAGUUGUAUUAUUGAACGUCACCGGCAAGAGUUUGCAAAAAAACACGAUUGAAUACUUUCCAAAUCUUCCAAAUGGUUAAAUGCGCUGCAUUUCCAAAUCACAGCGAUGCUGAAAGCUGUUGAAUAAAAACUAAGAAAUCCGGACGACGCCGAAAAAAAUGGAAUUCACUGAGUGGCUGCGUCGGCUAAAACGAAGCCUCGAUAAUUAUUUCACGUACCGAAGGCUGUUUGUUUUGGUUCUUGUGGUUUGCGGCUUAGUACUUUACUCGCUGCCAGAAUUUUUGCGACGAUUUGCUUACUCUGAAGAAGAAGGUACUGCACAGACUUGUCUAAAAGACCGUCUGACGGCGUUCACUCUGGACAUAGCAGAGUACAAUGCUCACCUGCAACAUGACCCUCAACACGAGGGUGAAAAAACUUAUGUUCCUUACCUCGGCAACGGACACUUCGGACUAGAAGCAUCUCCGGAUGGAAACGUUUACUUGAAGAACGGAAGGACUUUGUCGCUUCCGAUCAAGUGCCUACCGGUAGUUGACACGCAAUUGUCGUCAAGUCAGUGGGAGGAGGCCACUGUUAUUCAAUAUGUCACCGGUAUGGUGCACAAACUGCAGUGUGCCAGCAGUGGCGUCCACACAACCCACCAGAUGUAUGCCCACCGCAGCCUGCCGUCCAUAUUUGUCCAGUCAAUUCAAAUUACAAAUCCUAGUGACUUCCCAGCCACUAUCACCUUCCGCCAGAGGGGUGUCAGAAAUUGGGCAUCUGCGGAUUCCCACAAAAUCAACUUGCCAUUGGCCUCCAAAAAGAGUCAGUCAUUUACCGUGGCCUCAGCAAUGGUGGAUGUUCCAAAGUCAAAUCUCGACCAUGUCAUUGCCGUUACAACAGUUUUGCAAGCAGUCCCAGAAUUGGUUGAGGUCAAUGCCCACUCGUCCGCCACUUUUGAGUUUCUCACCAGCAUCAACUAUUCGGAACCUGUGAGCCGCUCGGAAUUUGUAGCCAAGAAGCGCGAAACUGAGCAACGGGCGGUCGAUGCCAUGAAACAAGCCCAAAGUCAGCGCUCUCACCUGCUCGAAAGCCAUAUUUCAACUUGGCGCCAACUUUGGAGCAUGGGUUUCAGCAUCAGCCAGUCUUUGGCUGCCGAGUCCAUCAACGGAGAUCAGAUCAAUGCCACCAUGUAUUAUGUCAUGUCUCAAACUCCAUACAUUCCAACCCUGCAGCGGUCUGAGCUCCAAAGAGUUCUUUUGUACUCGGAAGGUUGCUACGGUGGUCUCCAUACUUUACAAGCUCAAAAUUUGUGGACGCCUUUGUCAACUUUGAAUGAUGUCAACAGCGCAGUCUCACUUUGGCUUCUAACCCUUGAGAAACAGGGUUGCCACAAUUUGCUAAAAGCUGGAGCCAGUGGGGUUGCAGAGGCAAUGGUUCUCAGUUUUGGAGGUUUGAGGUUUAGUAAUCAGCACUUGGAAUUCAAUAUCCACCCAAAAUAUCUUCACCGAGACUUUCAUUUCCGACGAGUAAGCUAUGGAAAUUUGACUCACGUCAACAUCAGUGUAGUUGUUCAAGAAGACAAUAAAGCAGUGCUCCUUGUUUCCCUCGAUCGUAGUGACAAAAAUUACUAUGCCUGUGACGCUGGCUGCCUAGAUACACCCGUGCAACUAGGACCUGAGUUCAAGACCUUCCCUGUAAAACUGACUGAGCCCCUGACUUCGAUCCUUUACAUAACUUACGACAAACAGCACAUGGAAGAGCUGAGACACACAAUCCAUGUUCAAGAAAUAAAUGAAGCUCCAGCACACGAGCACCACAUCAUCGCCUUGCACAAGCACGGCCACCACCUGGGCGGCCUACCGACGCUUUUCUGGGUGUCCAUCUCCUUCCUUAUUGUAGUGUUCCACAUGUUUUUGAUCAAGUUGAUUUACAAUGAGUAUUGUGGAUCUCAAGAUCGGUACCGUGUUAGGUAUAACAAGCCUUGAGUGGUUUUCUUCUGACUGGUCGAAAUUUGCAGAUACAAAGAGCGGCUCUAUUAAUUAUCGUCUGCGAGUCUUUGCAAAUGUGAAUGGUAAUAAUAAAUUAAGACUUACUGUACAUAUAUAAGCAAUAAAAAAUAAUU